Empidonax traillii (willow flycatcher) is the source of this 1047-nucleotide messenger RNA. Its product is annotated as inactive serine/threonine-protein kinase PLK5-like. The record is from RefSeq and is a predicted model, not a curated record. The coding region runs from base 1 to 1047 and encodes 348 amino acids. NCBI's taxonomy places the organism in Eukaryota, Metazoa, Chordata, Aves, Passeriformes, Tyrannidae. Gene Ontology annotation, cellular component: nucleus; cytoplasm; spindle pole. Gene Ontology annotation, biological process: regulation of cytokinesis; mitotic cell cycle; protein phosphorylation. The transcript is spliced from 8 exons. Gene Ontology annotation, molecular function: protein serine/threonine kinase activity; ATP binding.
AUGGUCCCGGGGCACGCAGGGGAUGAGCCCCUCGGCUGGUACAUCGGGGACGCAGGCAGUGGGAUGAUCUACAAGCAGGGACGGCUCCUGGGAAAGGGCACCUUCGGGCGCUGCUACGAGGUGACAGAGGUGAGCAGUGGCCGGCUCUAUGCACUGAAGGUCAUCCCUCGAGCCCGGCUGGCUGCGCUGGGCGGCGGGGAGAGGGUGGAGCGGGAGCAGGAGCUGCACCGACACCUGAGCCACCGGCACAUCGUCCGCCUGCACCGGCACUUCAGCGACCGCGGCCACCUCUGCCUGCUGCUGGAGCUCUGCAGCCGCGGGUCCCUGGCCGACAUCCUGCGUGCCCGGGGCCGGCUGCAGGAGCCGGAGGUGCGGUUUUACCUGCGCCAGGUGAUCUCGGGGCUGCGCUACCUGCACGGACGGGGCCUGGUGCACCGGGACCUCAAGCUGAGCAACUUCUUGGUGACGGGGAAGAUGCAGGUGAAGAUCGGGGACCUGGGACUGGCGCGGGGGGUGGCUCCGGCCGGGCGGCGCUGGGGGGCGCUGUGUGGGACCCCCAGUUACCUGGCCCCAGAGGUGCUGGACCGCAGGGGACACGGGGUGGCCUCGGACAUCUGGGCCCUGGGCUGUGCCCUGUACACAGCCCUGACCGGCCGCCCCCCGUUCGAGGGGUCCCAGCGGCUGGAGCUGUACCAGCACAUCCGGGGGGCUCGGUACCCACUGCCCCCCCAGCUCUCCCCCCGGGCCCGGGCCCUCCUCGCCCUCAUGCUGGACCCCGACCCCACAGCACGGCCCAGCCUGCAGGACGUGCUGGACCACCCCUUCUUCACCCAGGGUUUCACACCCCACAGGCUCCCGCCCCGCGCCUGCCACUCCAUGCCCCUGUUCCUGGGACAGGACCCCCUGUGCCGGCUGCUGCAGCACUGCUGGGGGGGUGGCUGGGCCCCUGGCACCCCAGGAGGGGCCGUGUCCCCCCCCACCCAGAGGAGCAGCUCCCUCGACAGGACCCAAGCCAGGCAAACAUCGGCGGAGGAAAACCUUUAUUAG